Molecule: messenger RNA, 1224 nt
Organism: Cryptomeria japonica (Japanese cedar)
Lineage: Eukaryota; Viridiplantae; Streptophyta; Pinopsida; Cupressales; Cupressaceae
Product: glutathione S-transferase U21-like
Exons: 2
Coding region: 788-1120 (110 amino acids)
Biological process (GO): glutathione metabolic process
Cellular component (GO): cytoplasm
Molecular function (GO): glutathione transferase activity
Source: RefSeq, a predicted model, not a curated record
AAUGAUUAAAAAAAAGUACAUAGUUUAGUUUGUGUACUUAUAUAUAAGGUCUAGGCUAGAAAAGUUGCCUUGCAAUUUCAAUAUCUACAUGAUUUACUCAAUCAUUUGAGAGUGUUGUAUGUAUGCAUGAGCUGGGUUCAUCCAAUUGACAUCACUUAGACUACCUCUCUUACUCCAUGUAAGUGGUCACUCUUAUAACCAACAUUGUUUCUCUCUACCUACCUCCUAUAUAGCAACAACUCGACCCCCAUGUCACUAUCUCCUCCAACCCACCAACAACUAUUCCCUACCUAAAGUUAGAUUGCAUCUCUAGAUGAAAAAUCAUUUAAGCCUAAAAUCUAAACAUGACAUCUCUACAGUAGUAAUUGGGGCUAGCUUGCAUCUAAACAUGGAAAAUCUUUUAGGUUAAUUAUAACUCCACCAUUUAGGUAGAGUGUUGUUGUCAUCAUGGUCUUGCUAUAGCAAUAGAAUAGUAAAGAGAACCUUAAUUGCCUAAUGUCCAUCCUCAAUAAACAACCAUUUCUUUCUUCUAAAAAUUAUAAAAUAUAUCUUAGAGUCGAGAUAUUUUCAUUUUGCAGACGACAGAAACAUUGAAAAAAAUAAUCAGUUUCUAGUAGGCAUUGAGACGGAUCAAAGUUGGAUAGCCGCCAUAACGCAAGCGACUACGUGAGCAAAUUGACUGCUAACUUGCCCAGCAAAGCAGAAAAAGCAACUAUAAAUAAAGUAAAGGUUUGUGCUUCUCUAGCAAAGAAAGCUUCAGCCAAGAUUGAAGGGAAAAUAGCUUGAAAUGGCAGGUAAAGAUGAGGUUAAGCUUCUGGGCUUCUGGGCCAGCCCCUUUGCUCUGAGAGUCAUGAUUGCCCUUGAAGAAAAGGGCAUCAAAUAUGAGUAUAUAGAAGAAGAUCUAUUGUCUAAAAAGAGCCCCCUGUUGCUGGAAUUGAAUCCUGUGCAUAAGCAGGUACCUGUUCUUAUUCAUAAUGGCAGGCCUGUGGUUGAGUCUGCCAUUAUAUUGCAAUAUAUUGAUGAGGUAUGGAGUAAUGGUCUGGCUUUCUUACCAUCUGAUCCAUAUGAUCGAGCUAUAGCUCUAUUUUGGGUAGAUUUCAUAGAAAAGAAGGGAGGUUGAUAUUUGGAACUAAGAAAGAAGAACAAGAAGGAGGAAAGCGACAAGUUAUAGAAAGUUUGGGAAUACGAGAAGAAACUCUCAAAGGGAAAGAGUAUUUUGGAGGA